UACUUUUGCCUUCAUUUUCCGGUGCUGCUCUGAACUAUGCCUAAAGUAGUUUCCCGGUCCGUAGUCUGCUCCGAUACCCGGGAUCGCGAGGAGUAUGACGACGGCGAGAAGCCCCUUCACGUCUACUACUGUUUAUGCGGCCAGAUGGUCCUGGUGCUGGACUGUCAGUUGGAGAAAUUGCCCAUGAGGCCCCGGGAUCGGUCCCGUGUGAUUGAUGCUGCCAAACACGCCCACAAGUUUUGUAACACAGAAGACGAGGAGACUAUGUAUCUUCGGAGGCCUGAAGGCAUUGAACGACAGUACAGGAAGAAAUGUGCAAAGUGCGGGCUGCCACUCUUCUACCAGUCCCAACCGAAGAAUGCUCCUGUGACCUUCAUUGUGGAUGGAGCAGUAGUCAAGUUUGGCCAGGGUUUUGGGAAGACGAACAUAUAUACUCAGAAACAAGAGCCUCCUAAGAAAGUGAUGAUGACGAAACGGACUAAAGACAUGGGCAAGUUCAGCUCUGUCACUGUGUCUACUAUUGAUGAAGAGGAAGAGGAGAUUGAGGCUAGAGAAGUUGCUGACUCGUAUGCGCAGAAUGCCAAGGUGAUUGAGAAGCAGCUGGAGCGCAAAGGCAUGAGUAAGAGGCGGCUGCAGGAGCUGGCUGAACUGGAAGCCAAGAAAGCGAAAAUGAAGGGAACCUUGAUUGACAACCAGUUCAAAUAAUCAGGACCUUUCUGUGAACCCAGACUGGAGGCAAGCAUUUAGAUGAGGAGGAAAAAGAGUGUUUUCUUGACUACAUGGACUGGUUCCUACUUUUAUGCCCCAGCAGAAGGCUUUACGUGUCCUCCAGUGAUUCUCCUACAUUCAGUGAGGUCUUUUUUUUUUUUUUUUCCCCGUUACGCGGGCCUCUCAUUGUUGUGGCCUUUCCCAUUGCAGAGCACAGGCUCCGGACGCGCAGGCUCAGCGGCCAUGGCUCACGGGCCCAGCCGCUCCGUGGCAUGUGGGAUCCUCCCAGACCGGGGCACGAACCCGUGUCCCCUGCAUCGGCAGGCGGACUCCCAACCACUGCGCCACCAGGGAAGCCCUCAGUGAGGUCUUUGAGUUCAUCUGACCUGCUUUCUAGAGAUGGAUUUUUCUCAAUCUUUCUGUGUAUAGGUCUUCUGUACUAUUUUUUGUCCAUUUGAUAUAAACUUCUUCAUCUGUGUAGAAGCUCUGUGAAUAGAUCAGUGCUUCAGUGUGUCUAGUUUCUAAAGGAGCUAUUCUUAUUCCUUCUUCAAAGUUAAUAAAAUGUUUAAAGAUUUUUGAAAAAAAAAUAAAAGUAACAUGAAUUACAUUUAAAGUUACAGCAAGCCAGAUCCUUUUAAGUGGCUCUGUCUCUGUUCUUAGACUGGCAGGUACUGGCUAGGGUUUGAAUCUCUCUACUGUCAGGGAAAAUCCAUAACAAGCCAGAAUCUGCAUAAAGUUUCCUUUACCUCAAAUGUUACAACUCUAGGCACGCCAACCCUUAUCAGAUGUUGUACAUGCAGAAGGAAAAGCCAGAUUCAAGUGAGGGGGUAGGAUAGCUCUGAUCUGAAUGAAAAUGGGGUCUUGGGAAGCAACCCAAGGGAGCUACCAUCCUGUCAAGCAGCUAAGAGCGUGCUUCCAUGUGUGGGCAUGUGGGAGGGAGACAUGGUAGAGUAAGAAAUGACACCGACUCUAGGUCCAAGCACCUCACUACACAUAACUCAAUUUCGUUUCUUUUUAUGGCUGAGUAAUAUUCCAUUGUAUAUAUGUGCCACAUCUUCUUUAUCCAUUCAUCCGAUGAUGGACACGUAGGUUGCUUCCAUGUCCUGGCUAUUGUAAAUAGAGCUGCCAUGAACAUUGUGGUACAUGACUCUUUCUGAAUUAUGGUUUUCUCAGGGUAUAUGCCCAGUAGUGGGAUUGCUGGGUCGUAUGGUAGUUCUAUUUGUAGUUUUUUAAGGAACCUCUAUACUGCUCUCCAUAGUGGCUGUAUCAAUUUACAUUCCCACCAACAGUGCAGGAGGGUUCCCUUUUCUCCACACCCUCUCCAGCAUUUAUUGUUUCUAGAUUUUUUGAUGAUGGCCAUUCUGACCGGGGUGAGAUGAUAUCUCAUUGUAGUUUUGAUUUCCAUUUCUCUAAUGAUUAAUGUUGUUGAGCAUUCUUUCAUGUGUUUGUUGGCAAUCUGUAUACCUACAGUCUGUCAUACAGAGUGAAGUAAGUCAGAAAGAGAAAAACAAAUACCGUAUGCUAACAUAUAUAUAU
Messenger RNA from Orcinus orca (killer whale), 2244 nucleotides. It is a transcript of the gene STEEP1, whose product is annotated as STING1 ER exit protein 1. The record is from RefSeq and is a predicted model, not a curated record. NCBI's taxonomy places the organism in Eukaryota, Metazoa, Chordata, Mammalia, Artiodactyla, Delphinidae. The transcript is spliced from 7 exons. The coding region runs from base 37 to 705 and encodes 222 amino acids.